Messenger RNA from Trichoderma atroviride IMI 206040, 441 nucleotides. The record is from RefSeq and is a predicted model, not a curated record. NCBI's taxonomy places the organism in Eukaryota, Fungi, Ascomycota, Sordariomycetes, Hypocreales, Hypocreaceae.
AUGAAUCCAUCUCCGGAGAUUUUCGAUAGGCUAUUCAAGCCUGGUGAAGACGACAUCGAAUGGAUUCGUGCUCGCAUCGAAAAGCACUUGAACGCUUGCAAGAGAUACUUGAACAUGCAUCCGUCCAAGGUAGAAAAGGCUUUAGAUGAAGCUAAUGACGCCAGUUCGCUUGCAGUGGCAGAAGGAAUGGUGAAAAUUGACCGCAAGAUUAAAUUCUACCGGGCCGAAUGUCACAGGAGACUAGAAGAGUGGAGAGAGGCGGGCAAACUGUAUGAGGAAUGUGUUGUUGAUGCACGGGAUGAGAAGUACCUUGCGGGGAUGCGAAGAUUGUGUAGGGAUAAGUUGUCGGGGCCACGCAACGAUUCACGGCUUAGACAUAAAGAAGGCUGUGGGAACUUGAGACAGAUGUCGAGGUCGCACAAUGAUAAGGUUGAGGUCUAG